This is a messenger RNA of Nerophis lumbriciformis (worm pipefish), 1494 nucleotides long. It is a transcript of the gene cabp1a, whose product is annotated as calcium binding protein 1a. Lineage: Eukaryota; Metazoa; Chordata; Actinopteri; Syngnathiformes; Syngnathidae. The record is from RefSeq and is a predicted model, not a curated record. Gene Ontology annotation, cellular component: cytoplasm. Gene Ontology annotation, molecular function: calcium ion binding; calcium channel regulator activity.
GGUGUGGACAAUGGCGGGAAAGGACGCGUGACGUGACGACCAGCAAGCCUCCAUGACGCAACACAACAACACAAACCGGCAGCCAUGACUUCCUCCUUCCCACAAUCUGACUCCACGACCUCGCUGCUGAAAUCGUCCUCCAGAAGACCCACGCACGUCCACGAGCGUCCGCGGAGUCACCACCCGCACCGUCACCACCGCGCCGCGGUCCACAGCAGCGCCGCCGCCGCCGCCGAGGAGGCUAAUUGUUUGCCCGCGGAGAGCGAGGUGAGUGCCCGCAGACCUCUAUGCCGCCCCUCGCUCAUGACGGACGGAGGUGAGUCCACGCGGGUCAAGUGUCGCUCCCACGCACCUGCUCGCCAGCAGGACCCGGCGGACACUCCCGGUGAGGCCGUCCGCGGCGCACACCGACAUCACCACCGGAGGAAGCACCACCGCGAGGAGCGACAAUUAGCGGCGGUCGGACCACCGGAAGCCGAACCUCCGCGACGUUGCCGCGCUCGCCCGCCCGCCAGGCCGCCGUCUUUUUCGGACAACCACGACGACAGGACUCCGCUCUGUGAACCGCGAGAGCAGAGGAGAGUCGGUGCGGGGGAGAGCGGCUGUCAGGCCGGCACUUCUUCCCCGUCUGCGUGCUCUCCUUUGCCGCCGUCCAGAGCCUCUUCCCGGCGCUCGCGGAGGUCCAGCGCCGCUUCUUCAGCGUCGGACGUCAACUUACGUUCUGUCCUUAAUUCACUCUUUGGUCAGGACCGAGAGCUACGUCCAGAGGAAAUGGAUGAGUUGCGGGAUGCGUUUAAAGAGUUCGAUAAGGACAAGGAUGGUUUCAUCAGCUGUAAAGAUCUGGGGAACUGCAUGAGAACUAUGGGCUACAUGCCCACUGAAAUGGAGCUGAUCGAGCUGAGUCAGCAGAUCAAUAUGAACUUGGGAGGUCAUGUGGAUUUUGAGGAUUUUGUCGAGUUGAUGGGUCCAAAACUUCUUGCCGAAACAGCAGACAUGAUCGGAAUAAAAGAAUUAAAAGAUGCCUUCAGAGAGUUUGACACAAAUGGAGAUGGUGCCAUUAGUACGUCUGAGCUGCGAGAUGCAAUGCGGAAGCUUCUGGGCCAUCAGGUGGGCUUAAAUGAAGUGGAGGACAUUCUACGAGAGGUUGAUUUGAACGGAGAUGGGCUCGUCGACUUUGAAGAGUUUGUACGAAUGAUGUCUCGUUAAGACCACAGAAAGACCAGUCUUGAAUGUGAAGCCUUGUCCCUCGCCGUGCUUAAUCGAGUCGACCAGGACAGGCUACGUUCUCUGAGCCAUUCAACAAAAAAAAAAUUGACCGACACUGGAAAAUGUCAAGUCUUUGAAUGUUCUAGAGUGAAGAGUCACCUCAAAGUCUCAAUCAAUAAGUGUUCUUCCAGUCCCACUGAGGCAGAACUGGCUGUAGCCUAGCUGAUGAUUGUACUUGUGUGUUCUUGCACUUUAACUCUCACUCAGUCUUGUCUCUUCUUCUCCAUC